AUGAUAGAUAAUAAUUCGGAUCCAUGGGUGUUUGAACAAUUAUCAAAAGAACUUGCGAAGAAAAUUGAUGAUUUACAAAGAAAAGUGCAAUGGACUGAUUUAAUGCACAUGUUGUUGGAAGAAUUACAUAAGGAAGGUAUAUCAAGACAGCAAAUAGAAGAUGCAUUGGCAAAGAUUCCAUUUAGUCCCGCUAUGAUUGAAUCGUUGAAAGCUAUUAAACGCAGCAAAGGAGAAAUCAUAAUCCUUUCAGAUGCCAACACGGAAUACAUUGAUAUAAUAUUGAAAGCAUAUGGUGUAAGAGAUUUAAUAUCACUUAUUAUAAGUAAUCCUGCAAGUUGGGAUGAAAAUGGUAGAUUACAUGUAAAAAGGUUAAUCCCCCUUGAAGAUCCUCAUGGAUGUGAGAAUGAAUGUGCAGUGAAUCUUUGCAAAGGUCGUGAAUUGGUUAAUUAUCUUUCCUUACAUCCUAAAAAAUUUGAUCAAAUUUUUUAUGUUGGUGAUUCGUAUAAUGAUUUUUGUCCCGCUACUAAGAUAAAUGAUGUGCUUUUGAUAAGAAAAGGAUUUUAUUUGGAAAAGUUUUUAACUUCUUCAACAUUUAAAAGAGAAUUAAAUCCAAAAAUUGUAUAUUGGCAAGAUGGCAAUGAUUUUUUAAAAAAUAUACAAUUAGAAUUUAAAUUAGAAUUUAAAUUCGAAUAA
Messenger RNA from Funneliformis caledonium, 693 nucleotides. Lineage: Eukaryota; Fungi; Glomeromycota; Glomeromycetes; Glomerales; Glomeraceae. The record is from the annotation of a GenBank genome assembly.